AUGUCCCUGGCACCUUACUAUUACAGGCCACUUACGCCUCCAGAGGCUACCAGUGCUGCUGGCCAGCACAGUCAUGCUCGGAAUCUGUCAAGCUCGUCAUAUUGCACAGUUGACACCUCGCCCGAGUCGGUAAUUACAGCUAAUACGACCCCGAAUCGCUCACCAGUUCUACGUCAACAUGGCCCAACCUUGCUCCCCAAGAUCCGAACCCAGGAUUCCUCGCAGGAGCCUCGAGUGGCUGCUCGCUCUUCCACUCAUCGACGGACUUUGUCAAGUACAAACCUCACCAAGAAUGUCCGGCCUGCCAUGUACAGGAGCGCGACUGUGCCUGCGGAUUGUAUUCCUAUGAUUUCCCCAGUCUCAAAUGCGCCUCAAUCCCGGUCAAACUCGGUCGUUCCGUCACCGACCAUCUCCAGAGCGAAACUCGGCAUACCGCAUAGGACACAUUCCCGCUCGACGUCAGCUUCUAGCAUCGAUACCAGCGUCCUGACCCGGUUUGGCUAUCCAACAUACCGUCAGUUACCAAUAUACAUGUCCCACGACCAGCAGACCCCGUCUCCCGACUUGUUUGCAACGACGCUCAUGCCUUACACGAACACGCCUAUGCCUGAGCCCCCAAUCAUCAACCUAGAAGGAACCUUUGACAUGCCGAUCGAUCUGGAAGCCAUUUCACGUACAUGUUCCAUGAGUCCACCACCUAUGCACGCAACAAUCUCUACUAGCAGCUUGCUUAGCUACUUGACCCAGCCAACACAGCCUAUCAACCUAGUCCGACAUCUUACGUUCCAGACCGGUCGUGGCCUCACCAACCAUUUUUGGUGGGAUGUCCGUAAUAUUCGACCUUGGAAAUCCUUUUCCCUGCAAACAAUGUCAACGAUCCCGGAUCUUUUCACGUUGCUUAAUUUCCAACACGACGCAUCAUGCCUCCCACUUUCCAUCAACAAUCCUACUACUGUCACACCAGCAUCGGAGGCCGACCUUGCUAGUCUCAUCACGAAGAUAUUCUUUCCCAAAGUCAAUGCUGCCACAAGGUUAUCACUUGGUCACAACUCCAUCUCGCUGUACCCCGUUACCGCUCCAGCCACUUCAGGAGUGAGUGCGAACCCAGCUAAUAUACCCACGUUCCUCGCCAACUAUUCUAGCGAUAAUGAUCGCACCCUUUCAGGACUUCCUCGAGGCCGAGUUGUCGGCCUUGUACGAUCUUUCGAUCGCUGGAACACAGGCAUGUGUCGUGAGGGUCCCGCCCGCAAAGUGGAAUACCUCCGGGCCCUGGCGCACCUCCAGAAAUGCAUGCGUGAUCAUAGCUGCCGGUAUGGGUUUAUCAUCACCGAGAUCGAGCUCGUCUGCGUUCGGGCUGGCUGUGACGAACGAGGUCAGCCUUACUUUGGCUUCCUCGAAGUGGCAGAGGCGGUAGAAACAAAGACCUCGGUUCGCAAUUCCUCUGGUGCUUCCAUGAGAAGCGGGGAUGGGGAGGUGGACAUGACAGUCAAUUUAGCUUUGUAUUACCUUCUCAUGUUGGCGAAGGCGACGCCGCUACCAGGCCAGCCAGCCAGUUUCAUGGAUGUCGGAGGUCCAGGAGCUUUGACAAGACAGAGAGUGUGGGAUGGAGGCAACGGUGAGAGCACAAUCACGCUGGACGAAGAUGGCGAUAUCGAGGAACUGGGCAAAGACGGCAAAGACAAGUGGAUUCCCGAACCACAGAUGGGCGAGAAGAGAGAAGCAAGGACUGUAAGAGGUUGGGUUUGGCCAAGUGAUCCCUGGCAUAAGAGGGAAGGCGAGCGUGGCGAACGCGCAGGCUGUGCAAGAGGCGGAAGGAGAUGA
Capronia epimyces CBS 606.96 is the source of this 1821-nucleotide messenger RNA. RefSeq lists its product as uncharacterized. Bases 1 to 1821 code for a protein of 606 amino acids. The record is from RefSeq and is a predicted model, not a curated record. The transcript has a single exon. NCBI's taxonomy places the organism in Eukaryota, Fungi, Ascomycota, Eurotiomycetes, Chaetothyriales, Herpotrichiellaceae.